Molecule: messenger RNA, 210 nt
Organism: Cooperia oncophora
Lineage: Eukaryota; Metazoa; Nematoda; Chromadorea; Rhabditida; Trichostrongylidae
Source: the annotation of a GenBank genome assembly
AUGAACGAUACAGUGGGACAACUUGCGGCAGCCGGUCACAAAUAUGGCCCUGAAUGCACGAUCGGUGUUGUUAUAGGUUACGGAUGCAAUUCGUCCUACCUGGAAAAGACUUCCCGCAUCACGAAAUUUGACGCAAAGGCUAAAGGUUACAAACAUCCUAACAUGGUUGUUGUCACGGAAUGGGAAGAAUUUGGUUCGAAGGUGAGUUGA